CGUCCGCUAAGCGCCUUUCAAAACACUGAGCGUCGAAUGUACGCUGGUCUGCAAACGUAUUUCAAUGUUUUUGAUGAAAUUAACGGCUGCUAUCGUUUGAAUACCGAGGUGAAGUGCUGGUGAAGUUGGAGAUUGUGAGAAUUGGGGAAGGGGAUAGGGAACUUGGUAAAUAUCGACGGAUCGUGGCGUAACGGAAUAUUCGGAAAAUCGACGGACUAUGUCGUCAGAAAAAAUGGCGAUCGCUGCAUCGGAGAAUUAUCAGCUCAAGUGGCACAGUUAUGGGGCUCAUCUCCACAGUUCUGUGGCGACACUUCUGCACUCAGAGUCCUUUGCCGAUGUUUUACUUGCUACAUCGUGCGGACGUCAUGUUGCUGCUCAUCGCUUUGUACUCGCUGCCUGCUCCUCGUAUCUCAGCCACAUUUUUCAAACUUGUCAUUUUGGAGCCAAUACCAACGCUCCAAUUAUCGUGGUUCUACCAACAGAGAUUGGCUAUCGCACCCUGAAAAUUCUCAUUCAAUACAUGUACAGCGGUGAAGCAACAGUGACCAAUGAUCAAUUGGAGGGAGUGUUGAAAGCCGGGGAUAUCCUUCGAGUGCGAGGCCUGUGGCGAUCCAACUCAGCGAGUAAAAAGGAGAACAUUCAGUCGAAUAAUCAGAAAGUUGAGAGGGACAAGAGGGAACAGCAAUCGGCAUCGGGUCAAAUUCAGAAGAUAAAACUAGUGCAGCCGACAGCCCACGAAAAGUCCACAGCUGAUGUAGGAUCGGCAUCAGCGCCGACAUCAACACCUACACCAGUGCAACAGCAACCAGUGCAACCGCCACUUCAACCGUCAUCAGCCCAGCCGGUGCAGAAGAUUCUAGAGAAGAAGAGCAGUUCAAGUGACAAGUCGAGUGAGGAUCCCAAGAAAGGGCUCACUGAGGAGAGCAAGAGCAAUGAUCAGAACAAAAAUAAGGAGAACGUCGAGGCAAAUGGGAAGAAGAGGCGGAGUAACAACAGCAGUAGUGAAGCAGAAUCCAACAAAUCGAGCAAAAGCGAUGGAGAUAAUGCUGAAUUAAAUCUGGAAUUACUAGUGAAAGAUGAGCCAAUUGAUUGGGACGAGUCGAUGGAUCCGUCAGAAUCCCUGACAAUAGAUCACGAGAUUGAUAUCAAACCGGAAAUUGUACACAGUGGUGAUGAAGACGGAGACAUUGAAGAGGAGGAGUACACUCCAUUGACUUGCGACAUGUGCAGUCAAACGUUCAAUCGUCCCUCGGAUUGGGUGAGACACAUUGAAUUCACCCAUGCAGAUAUGACAGAAAAUCGGAGGAAAAAGAGAAAGGGAGAUGAUGACGACAGCAAAGAUUUUCCCCCUUUAAAAUGUGAUCUCUGCGGCAACAUGUACCCAACACCCCAAGAAUGGGUUCGUCACAUUCAAACUGAGCAUACGGAGGAGCAACUCGCCCUGAUGAACAACUCAGCCCCCCCGAAACCCAAACGUAUCCACAAUCAUCAGAAACUCUGUAACAUAUGCCAAAAAGUAUUUCCAAGCCAUGCAUCCAUGGUCAUUCAUCAGCGAACGCAUACUGGUGAAAAGCCAUUUCUCUGUUCAUACUGUAAAAAAGGUUUCAAUGUUAAGAGCAAUUUGCUGAGGCAUCUGAGAACGUUGCACGAUAAAUUUGUCCAUCCAAGCCUGUACGGCAGUAAUGGGAGUAAACAUACCUAGGCGGAAUACGGCGACUCCGCCUCCUCGGAUUGAAAGAACAAAUACAAACACAGAAAAUUCGAAUAAUGAAGUUGAAAAUCAAUGAAACAAAAUGGCACGGGGGCUAUAUUUCUCCUGAAUUUUUUUUUAUUUCUUUCUGGAAAUUUCUUUAUGAAUAAUGAGAGGCGAGGAAUUGAAAUGGAAAUUCAAUUCUGAAUUGGUACUGUGGGACAAUGAAAAGGUAGAUACAAUAGAUGGAAAAUUCUAUUGGAUUUCUAAUGGACUUUGAUUGAAAAUUGUAUUCAGUUUACUCCGCAUUUGUUCUUAGAAAAUGGCCAAUAGAAAUUACUCUAUAGAGGAAAUUCUAUUCUAGAAUGUCAUCUUUGUGUAGAACUUUUUCUAUCAGGACUUUUUGCAUAGGAAUUUAUCGACAUGAAUUAUUCAAGU
Diachasma alloeum is the source of this 2128-nucleotide messenger RNA. Its product is annotated as zinc finger protein 3 homolog. Gene Ontology annotation, biological process: regulation of transcription by RNA polymerase II. NCBI's taxonomy places the organism in Eukaryota, Metazoa, Arthropoda, Insecta, Hymenoptera, Braconidae. The coding region runs from base 218 to 1702 and encodes 494 amino acids. Gene Ontology annotation, molecular function: protein binding. Gene Ontology annotation, cellular component: nucleus. The record is from RefSeq and is a predicted model, not a curated record. The transcript is spliced from 6 exons.